UUGAUUCUAGGUUUUUGCAAUUUUUAAUUUCCCAGAAUUGCAGAGAUGAGGGCUUGUCAUCGGAGGCCUUGCACGGUGCAAUCCGAUAAGGCUCCGAUCCGAUCCAUUCCAUUCUGAUCCGCGUACGUCAUCAUGUUUCUGUUUGACUGGUUGUACGGUGUGCUCGCUUCCCUCGGUAUGUGGCAGAAGGAGGCCAAGAUCUUAUUCCUAGCACUCAAUAAUGCUGGCAAGACCACCUUGCUUCACAUGCUCAAAGAUGAGAGGCUGGUGCAGCAUCAACCUACGCAAUAUCCCACAUCCGAGGAGUUGAGAAUUGGCAAAAUCAAGUUCAAGGCCUUUGAUUUGGGAGGUCAUCAGAUUGCUUGCAAGGUCUGGAAGGAUUCCUACGCAAAGGUAGAUGUUGUGGUGUACCUUGUGGAUGCCUACGAUGGUUUUAAGUGA
Molecule: messenger RNA, 441 nt
Organism: Rosa chinensis
Lineage: Eukaryota; Viridiplantae; Streptophyta; Magnoliopsida; Rosales; Rosaceae
Product: GTP-binding protein SAR1B
Exons: 2
Coding region: 133-441 (102 amino acids)
Biological process (GO): membrane organization; endoplasmic reticulum to Golgi vesicle-mediated transport; vesicle organization
Cellular component (GO): endoplasmic reticulum exit site; COPII vesicle coat
Molecular function (GO): GTPase activity; GTP binding
Source: RefSeq, a predicted model, not a curated record